UGUCUUGCAGUGAUACGAGGAUACUCAUCCUAUCAAGCAAAUACAGGAAACAUGGCAAUGACAGUUCUUCGGGUGUUACUUUGUGCAGUCUUCAUGGUGUCUGCAGUCAUGUCCAAACCAGUUUAUCUAACUGAGGGUGGAGGUUCAUCCAAGUCCUCAGAGUCUAAUGAAUCCAAUGAAUCAGAAGAAACUGCCACUCAUGUAGAGCCUUCACAGGAUCCCCUGCAAACAGCAUUUACAGAGACAGACAUUCCUACUGCUGCAGAGGAGACUGACCCUGCAGGCACCGCAGGCACCGCAGGCACCGCAGGCCUCUUUCCCUCUGCAGACUCGGGAGCUUCUCCAGCCACGCUUGACACUUCAGCGCUGCCCUCAGAGGACCCACAAACCUUCACUGAUGUUUCACCGCUCGUGCCAGGUGAUCCUUCACAAGCUGCUCACGGCACCGACAUUCCUCCUGAUCCUGCACAAGACACUGUGAAUGACACAGAGGUCUCACCACAGCCAGAGAUAACAGCGACUGGUAUAUUCAUGGGUAUUGGUGGCACGACUGAACCACAAGUCAUAAGCACAACCACCACAUACCAAGGAUUCCCCCAGGGUGCCACUCCACCCUUUCCUCCAAACAUCACACCGACGCUUCAACCAUCAUCCGCGACCCCUUCCCUAGUGGUCCCUGUGAGUCCUGCCCUGACCGCUGGUCCUGUUUGUUUCACUUUCCAGUUCCCUGAGCGGGAUCCACCCAGAGGAGACAGCAUUUGAUACUGGAAACUAAUCAGUUUUAGUUGUAGUUCAGAUUGGGUUAACUGGUUUGGCCCAUGUUUGAGGUAGUUUUGCAGUAGUUGUGUACUACUGUACGCUGUAGUGAUUUACUUAUGCAAUAACAAGUUGAAUAUCCAGACCAUACUUGGCUUUUACUUUACAUUUCCUUAUAUAAUAUUGUCAAAAUGGGGACAGUUUAAUAUCUGCUAUAUAAAGACGAUGAAAAUGUAUUGUGUUAUGUCGAUUUGUAGAAUUGCCACCAUAACUACACCAUGUGAUUACAUGUUCUUAUUUUGAAUUAAGUUAUUGAUUCUGCAGAUAACACACCACAAUACUAAUAAAUAAAAGAUGUUUUGGUAUUGCAAAGGUAAAUUAAACCUUUGAGUAAUAAAGACACCAAAAAUUCCUGGAAAUAGAAUUCAAUUAUUGUCACAACAGUCAUUUCAAAAAUUCAAGUUAUGUAUAUAUGUGUGUAUAUCAUGGGAUUGAAAUAUUCAAUAGGUGCAUGUGUUGCAGUUGUUGAUGUUAAUUUUUCAGAAGACAUAGACAAAACUUAAAAUGUACUUCUAAUGUUGUGUAUAUGACUGUCAUCUGUUUGUCUGGCCUCAUAAAACCCAGUCAGGAAAUAUUUGGACCAUCUAAAUACAUCACAUUUGUACAUUUGAAUAUAUAAGUAGAUUUUUCUGACUUGUCAUUGAAAAUGAUAAUUUUUGCUAUGUUCCAGCCUAUCAUAGCGCAAAGCAGUUGUCAGUUAUAUAAACAAACCCAUAUGGUUUCAAAUAUUCAAACCAUGUACACUAACCCUGGUCUGUCUUCAUUAAGUAUUUAGAAUUAACUUACAAGCACACAUACCUAAUUUCAGACUUAUCUUAACUAAUGUUUCUGGUCUUGUGCUUUGAAUAU
Molecule: messenger RNA, 1665 nt
Organism: Paralichthys olivaceus (Japanese flounder)
Lineage: Eukaryota; Metazoa; Chordata; Actinopteri; Pleuronectiformes; Paralichthyidae
Source: RefSeq, a predicted model, not a curated record